Messenger RNA from Rotaria sp. Silwood1, 2808 nucleotides. The record is from the annotation of a GenBank genome assembly. NCBI's taxonomy places the organism in Eukaryota, Metazoa, Rotifera, Eurotatoria, Philodinida, Philodinidae.
AUGUCAUCCGAUCAAAUUAAUAUAAAUCCUGAUAAGGAUAAACAACGUCCUGUUGAAGUAAUUGAUUGGAAUGGAUUAGUUCAAUAUACACAAAUUUUAUGUCAAGGUCCAACGAGCAAAGUCAAAAUAUGUUUAAUUGAUGAAGAAGAUGAAGAAAUUUGUAUACAAACUAAAGAUGAAUUUGAUUUAAAUGUUAAAUAUGCACAAGAUCAUGGUAUGAAAUCUUUAUCACUUGUUGUCUAUAUUGAUGAUAAACAUAUAUUUAAUGGAAUAUAUCAUAUUGAAAAACCCAUUGAAAAAUUAGCUUUUCCUAUUGAUAAAUUAAAAAUUCUUGAAGAUAAAGUUCUUGCUGAAAAAUGGUAUAUACCAGUCAAACAAGAUGAAGCAUUAGGUGUUUGUCUUACAGCAGCAAUUAAAAUAGCACAAGAAGGUAAAAUUGAGGAAAAUGCUGAUUGUAAACGUUUUGUUGAAAAUAUUGUACCAGAUGCAUUUUAUAAAUUACAAACUACUAAAUCAGUUUUUUCAUGGCCACGUGAAGUUCAAUGUGGAAUAUUUGAAAUGCUUGAAUUAUUUAUUGAUUUAAUUGGUACUCGACUUCUUUAUCCACCUGUACCAAUAGAAUUAUUAAAUACACUUGCUCUAACAUUUGAUACAACUACAGCAUUUUCUCAAAAACAUAAAAAUGAAUCUUUACCAAUACGACGUGUAUAUGCAUUAAAAGAUGAAGAUUUCUUACGUGAAAAUAUUGGUAAUGAAACAUUUGGUUGGCUUCGAUCACUUAUUCAACGUUUUAUUGCACAAAAUGGUUUACAAAGUAUUCGUUUACAAUUUGAAUAUAUUGAUUCUUCAAAUUCAAUGACAGCUGCAAAGGAAUAUAAUGCAUUACUUAAAAUAUUUUCAAAAUGUAAUUUAUGUAUAAAUGCUCAUCGUUUUCAUUUAAUUUUUACACGAUCAAUUCGUCAAGCACUUCAAUAUCUUCAAACACAAGACACUUCUAAUGAAUUAAAAGAAUUAUAUGAUACAUUAAUUGAUAUUUGUUAUAAAUAUGAAAUAAGAGAUGAAAUAGCUAAAUUACGUGCAUUACCAUAUAAUUCAAAUGUCGAUGAAACGUUAUCAACAUUGGUUGAUAGUUGUUCAGAAACAACACCACUUAUUGAGAUAUCAAUGCCUGUACAACGAAAAUCCAAACAUCAAGAUUGUUAUGAAACUCUUGCUGAAAAUAUUCGAAUAUUGACUAUGAAUAAUAAUGAUGCAGAACGAAAAAAUAUUAAAAAACAACGAACCGAUGAACAAAUACCAACACCAUUAUUUACUCGUAAUAAUAUUAUGGAUUGUAUUGAUGAAUUAUUAACUUCAACAGAGAAACGUUCACUUAAACGAAAACAUCAUCGUGAACAACGUUCAUCAUUAUCAUCAAUGAAUACUGGUCAUAUAAAUAAAAAAGAAAUAAAACGAUCAAAUACAAUAACAAUUCCUCCAAAUACAACUUAUGAUCGAUCAAAUCCUGAAGAUAUUCUUCGUUAUUUUGCACCAAUGAAAUUAAAAAUUGCUGCUCUUUAUGAUAAUCUUCAAUUAGCAACAUCGAAUGGUGAUUUACGUGAAGUAUUAAAAAUUGAAGAAAAAAUUAAAUUACUUCAUCCAUUUUCUGCACGAUUUAUUGCUGAUGAAAAUACACCUGAUGGUACACCAAUGAAACCAGGACAAAUAUUUCGUAAAGGUUGGAUACUUCUUAAUGAUGGUUCAAUGCCAUGGGAUAGUAAUGAUAUUCAAUUAAUUAAUUUAAAUGAUGGUAUUCAAGUUCUUCAACAACCAAUUGUACCAGUAACAGCACCACAUGCACGAACUGUUAUUAGUGUUGAAUUUAUGUGUUCAAAUGAACCAGGUAUAUAUGAAAGUAAAUGGAUUCUUUCUUAUCGUCAACAAACAUUUGGACCAAUGAUAUGGUGUACAAUUGAAGUUAGUCAAUGGUCUAUUAUUGAAAAUGAACUUCAAUCAAUAACAAGUUCAAGUUCAUUGAAUGAAUUAGAUUAUGUUGAAGUACCAUUACCAGAUUGUUUUGAUUUAUCAAAACCAUAUCAACCAGGAAUGAAAACAUCAAGCAACAGUUCAAUGCAUACAAGUUCUAUUUUACAUUGUGAUGAUUCAACAGAAUUAUUAUCAACAUAUUUUAAUACAGUUGAUAUUGAUGAUCUUCAAAGUUCAUAUCAGAGUGAUACUGAUAGUCUUUCUACUUUUACGGAUUCAUCACCGGUCGUACCACAAAUAGAUGAAACAUCUCUUACAACAAAUUCAACUUUAGAAAAUCCAACAAAAUUAAUUGAAUUACCAUUAUCACCACCACCAACAGAAAAUCGAUCAAUGACAUCAUCAGUAGUUCCUAAUAAUAAUGAAGAAAAUCAAUCAAUACGAUUAAAUCCACCAUUGGAUUUUGUUGAUACAGUAGUUACAAAUAUUUUUACCGUUGCUAAACAAGCAGGUUCAACAGCAAAAGCUAUUUUUCAUACAUUACAAGCAUAUGAUGAACCAAUUACACCAGUAACUCCACCUGUUCAAGAACAAGAAAAACCAAUAUUGAUUAAUACAUAUAAUGCAGAUGCCACAAAUACUCAUGGUUUUUCGGGACGUAUUACUAAUACUUCAAUAAGUACAGAUUCAUCGGAUCCAAUGAAAACAUUAAUUGAAAUGGGCUUUGCUAAUCGAGCUAAAAAUCAACGUUUACUUAAAGAAAAUGCUAAUGAUUUAGCUAAAGUUAUAGAAUUAUUAACAAUCGACAACAAUGAUUCUGAUUGGUUUACUCAUCGUCAUUAG